Molecule: messenger RNA, 157 nt
Organism: Chondrus crispus (carragheen)
Lineage: Eukaryota; Rhodophyta; Florideophyceae; Gigartinales; Gigartinaceae
Exons: 2
Coding region: 1-153 (50 amino acids)
Source: RefSeq, a predicted model, not a curated record
AUGAAGACUUUGUACGCUUUGAUUGAAAGGUGCGCGGGACAGAGCAGCGUUUUGUAUCAAAUUGGGGAAAAUCGAAUAUGUGUACAAACCACUUAUAUUUGUUACAACUUGUUUAAACGUUGUCGAUCUGCGCCUCUAUUUUGCGCAACCUGAAUGA